Molecule: messenger RNA, 3343 nt
Organism: Oncorhynchus gorbuscha (pink salmon)
Lineage: Eukaryota; Metazoa; Chordata; Actinopteri; Salmoniformes; Salmonidae
Product: serine/threonine-protein kinase 3-like
Exons: 11
Coding region: 149-1633 (494 amino acids)
Biological process (GO): regulation of MAPK cascade; protein tetramerization; intracellular signal transduction
Cellular component (GO): cytoplasm
Molecular function (GO): ATP binding; protein serine/threonine kinase activity
Source: RefSeq, a predicted model, not a curated record
UAAAGAAGAAUAAACCUUUUACACGACAGCUGACCGGACCUCUUGCCUAAAAACAACGACAGAAACAGAAAAUAUCACAAAUAUUAGUUUGAAUUUGUUGUAUUUUAGCGUUUUAAACAAGGGUGACUACUAUUUGAAGUUGUAAAGCAUGGAGCCGACAGCGCCCAAAAGCAAGCUGAAGAAACUGAGUGAAGACAGUCUCACAAAACAACCGGAGGAGGUCUUUGAUCUUCUGGAAAAACUAGGUGAAGGGUCCUAUGGCAGUGUGUUUAAAGCCAUCCAUAAGGAGUCAGGCCAGGUGGUGGCUAUCAAACAGGUGCCUGUUGAGUCAGACCUCCAGGAGAUCAUCAAGGAGAUAUCCAUCAUGCAGCAGUGUGACAGUCCCUAUGUGGUGAAGUACUAUGGCAGCUACUUUAAGAACACAGACCUGUGGAUAGUGAUGGAGUACUGUGGAGCCGGGUCUGUUUCAGACAUCAUCAGACUACGCAAUAAGACGCUCACAGAGGAUGAGAUAGCCACCAUCCUCAAGUCCACAUUGAAAGGUCUGGAGUAUCUGCAUUUCAUGAGGAAGAUCCACAGAGACAUCAAGGCAGGCAACAUUCUCCUCAACACAGAGGGCCAUGCCAAACUGGCUGACUUUGGAGUAGCGGGACAACUCACGGACACGAUGGCAAAGCGGAACACAGUGAUCGGGACUCCGUUCUGGAUGGCUCCAGAGGUCAUCCAGGAGAUCGGAUAUAACUGUGUGGCAGACAUCUGGUCCCUGGGCAUCACCUCUAUAGAGAUGGCUGAGGGCAAACCUCCCUACGCUGAUAUACAUCCCAUGAGGGCUAUUUUCAUGAUCCCAACCAACCCUCCACCUACAUUCAGGAAGCCUGAGCUGUGGACAGACGACUUCACACACUUUGUAAAGAAAUGUCUGGUGAAGAACCCAGAACAGAGAGCUACAGCCACGCAACUACUACAGCAUCCGUUCAUCACGGCCGCCAAGCCAGUCACCAUCCUGAGAGACCUGAUCACUGAGUCCAUGGAGAUGAAGGCUAAGAGACAACAGGAGCAGCAGAGAGAGCUGGAGGAGGAGGACGACUCUGAAGAGGAGGUGGAAGUGGACUCCCACACCAUGGUGAAGUCUGGGUCAGAGGGGGCUGGCACCAUGAGAGCUACCAGCACCAUGAGUGACGGAGCUCAGACCAUGAUCGAGCACGGCAGUACCAUGUUAGAGGCAGACCUGGGAACCAUGGUCAUCAACAGUGAUGAGGAGGACAACGAUGAAGGCUCAAUGAGGAGACACCCCACCUCCCAGCAGGCCCUGAGACCCUCCUUCAUGGACUACUUUGACAAGCAGGACUCUAAGGUCCAACAGGAGAGCUAUAACCAUAACCGGCAGCAGGAACCAGGCUAUCACAUCAGCCAGGCUAAGAACGUCUUCCCUGACAACUGGAAAGUUCCGCAGGACGGAGACUUUGACUUUCAGCUGAAGAACCUUGACUUUGAGGAGCUGCAGCUGCGUCUGACGGCUCUGGAUCCCAUGAUGGAGAGAGAGAUCGAGGAGCUGCGCCAGCGCUACACCGCCAAGAGACAACCCAUCCUCGACGCAAUGGACGCCAAGAAACGCAGACAGCAGAACUUCUGAAGAGCCUGACCUGAGGAACACAUUCUGACCUGGGCCCGUGUUCAUACAGCGUCUCACAUUCCAGAGUGCUGAUCUAGGCUAAGGUCCACUUUCCAUGUAAUCUUAUUCCUUAUGAUCUAAAAGGCAGAACUGAUGCUAGAUCAGCACUCUGGCAGCAGAACUGAUGCUAGAUCAGCACUCUGGCAGCAGAACUGAUGCUAGAUCAGCACUCUGGCAGCAGAACUGAUGCUAGAUCAGCACUCUGGCGGCAGAACUGCUGAGGACCUUAGAAAAGGAAUUCUGACAUGGUGCUUUCUGUUAAGACCUGACCAAGGGAGAGGAGAGACCUGACCACUGUCUGGAAUUUAAUUCACGCUGCUUCUGUGCUUCUAAAUGUCCUCCAUUUUGUCUCUCAUCACCACCCCAGUAGUCAGUGUGACCUGGAGUUAUCCUAUCUUCCCAUGGCUCUGCUGGCCCUCAGGACUGUUUUAAACAAUUAUUAGCCUCCCCUUCUGAACCUGUAGGUAGCCUUAUACCCCUCUGUUAAUUAUGAACCUGUAGGUAGCCUUAUACCCCUCUGUUAAUUAUGAACCUGUAGGUAGCCUUAUACCCCUCUGUUAAUUAUGAACCUGUAGGUAGCCUUAUACCCCUCUGUUAAUUAUGAAUCUGUAGGUAGCCUUAUACCCCUCUGUUAAUUAUGAACCUGUAGGUAGCCUUAUACCCCUCUGUUAAUUAUGAACCUGUAGGUAGCCUUAUACCCCUCUGUUAAUUAUGAACCUGUAGGUAGCCUUAUAUCCCAAAGUAUGAUUGAUUAACAUUUUCUUAAAGAUAAGUUUUUCCCCUUUAGAGCAUCCUCUGAUAAACUGAGUUUAUUUGCUUCUUGGGAAAUGACCAGCGACAUGGAAAAUAAUGUUAAAGGAGGAUACAACAACGCAUUGUAAACUGCAGACUUUCUACUUGACAAGAAAAGUUGGUUUAUGUUGUUAAGAUGAGGAAGCUUCACCAUCCUUACAUCGGCCUCACUAAGAGGCGUGGUCAUCUCAACGAGAAAUGGCAGAUUGGGGAUAGCGGCCAUUGUAGAAAUGGCAGAUUGGGGGAAGCGGCCAUUGUAGAAAUGGCAGAUUGGGGGAAGCGGCCAUUGUAGAAAUGGCAGAUUGGGGGAAGCGGCCAUUGUAGAAAUGGCAGAUUGGGGGAAGCGGCCAUUGUAGAAAUGGCAGAUUGGGGGAAGCGGCCAUUGUAGAAAUGGCAGAUUGGGGGAAGCGGCCAUUGUAGAAAUGGCAGAUUGGGGGAAGCGGCCAUUGUAGAAAUGGCAGAUUGGGGGAAGCGGCCAUUGUAGAAAUGGCAGAUUGGGGGAAGCGGCCAUUGAAGAAAUGGCAGAUUGGGGGAAGUGGCCAUUGAAGAAAUGGCAGAUUGGGGGAAGCGGCCAUUGAAGAAAUGGCAGAUUGGGGGAAGCGGCCAUUGAAGAAAUGGCUGUCGUUUCCAGGUGAUACAAAGAAAACAAUCAUGUGUGAGAAACCAUCUAAAUCGCUAUAAAAUCUGGUAGUGGCAGCCAGCCUGGGGGAUGAUAGAGUAGUGCAUCCAUGGAAACCCUGUGGUGUGUAUUUGAUACAUCAUGAUGUAAUACUGUAUAUAAUACAACUGUUGAGGUUUGUCAACUACCAAACACUAACUGGAUGAGAAUAAAUGCCUUAAAAAUAUAUAUAUAUAUUUUUUUUUAAGGCAAUUAAUUUA